AUGUCGUCAUCGAACAAAUCCACAACUUACUCUGAUCGAUCAUUUUCAUCAUCACAAAAUUUAAUUUCUCUCUUUCUUUCAACAUUUUCCUUGUCGGAAUUACAAUCUUUAUUUGAGUAUACAAAAAGUGAAGUAAAUUCCUUGGUGAAACACGUAAAGGAAAAUCAUUCAACAAUUUUACAAAAAGGACUUUCUCAUGAACAUGUUCGAUUUGUGUGUGUACUGUUGCUGACUUUGUUGAGUGUGUUGUGUAUAGUCACUCCAGGAAUUUUAAGUUUGUUUUUGACCUUAAAUUUUGGAUCAUUCAUAUUUAGUGAUGGCUCCGAUGAGGCUUCCAUCAAUUAUGCCACUCAAUGUCAACGUGUUUCACAAGAGUUUAUUCGGUUGAUUGGAGUUUUGACAUUUCCAUUUAUUGUGCUAAAUUUUCUUUCAAAUCGUUGGAACGAGAAAGUGAGAAAAGAUUUCUCCAUGGUGAUGAUGGCGUUGACAGGAGGAAUUGCCUUGAUCAUGCUCUUGUCUCUCGUAGUUUCUGGAGCCAUUUCGAAAAUUUCGUUGCUGAUUGGAUUUGCAUUGACAAGUGUGUUGUGUUAUUUGAAUUUUAAAUUAUUGUAA
This is a messenger RNA of Naegleria fowleri, 612 nucleotides long. RefSeq lists its product as uncharacterized. Lineage: Eukaryota; Heterolobosea; Eutetramitea; Acrasida; Naegleriidae. The transcript has a single exon. The coding region runs from base 1 to 612 and encodes 203 amino acids. The record is from RefSeq and is a predicted model, not a curated record.